Harpia harpyja (harpy eagle) is the source of this 1682-nucleotide messenger RNA. Its product is annotated as lysosomal membrane ascorbate-dependent ferrireductase CYB561A3. Gene Ontology annotation, molecular function: oxidoreductase activity. The record is from RefSeq and is a predicted model, not a curated record. Gene Ontology annotation, cellular component: lysosomal membrane. Lineage: Eukaryota; Metazoa; Chordata; Aves; Accipitriformes; Accipitridae. The transcript has 6 exons. The coding region runs from base 258 to 986 and encodes 242 amino acids.
AUCGCUCUCCUUCGCCCCACCCCAGGACCAUGCACCCUGCCUGGGGCAGCUGGUCAGAGAGUGGACGAGGACAUAGGGAGGGGACGAGGACACAGGGAGGGAGCGGAGCUGUCUGGGGACAAGCGAGGAGGCACAGCUCUCCUGCCCGCUUCUCCGACAGCCGACCCGGGACCCGCACUGCCUGGGGACAGCAGCAGGGCAGCACCGGGGAAGGAGGGACGUGACACAGGGGGAGGUGCCGCCAUCCUGUCGCAGAGAUGCUGGAUCUGCCCUUCCUGCCCUUCUGCAUCUUUCUCGGCGGCCUGGGCUUCAUGUGCGUGGCCUUCGUGAGCGCCUGGUGCCAGCACUGGCGCGGCGGCUUCGCCUUGGACGGCGGCCUCCAGAUGUUCAACUGGCACCCGGUGUUGAUGGUGACGGGCAUGGUGGUGCUGUACGGUGCAGCGGCCCUGGUGUACCGCCUGCCCCCCGCCUGGAGCGGCCCCAAGCUCCCCUGGAAGGUGCUGCACGGUGCCCUGACCCUGGCAGCCUUCAGCCUGGCCGUGCUGGGGCUGGUGGCCGUCUUUCGCUUCCACAACAACCACGGGACGCCCAACAUGUACUCGCUGCACAGCUGGCUGGGGCUGGCCACCGUGCUGCUCUUUUCCUGCCAGUGGCUGGCCGGCUUCAGCGCCUUCCUGCUGCCCUGGGCUCCUGCCUGGCUCCGUGCCCUCUACAAACCCGUCCACGUCUUCUUCGGCUCCACCAUCCUCAUGCUGUCCGUGGCCUCGUGCGUGUCGGGCAUCAACGAGAAGCUCUUCUUCAGCCUGAGGAACAGGACGACAGACUACAAGUACCUGCCCGCCGAGGCUGUCUUUGCUAACACGCUGGGGCUCCUCAUCAUCCUCUUUGGGGUGCUGGUGCUGGGUGCCCUGGCCAGGCCGAGCUGGAAGCGCCCCGACGCUGACUCCCCAGACUCUCGCCAGCCGCUGCUCACCGCCGAGCGCUGACGCCUGCGUGGCAGCCGAGGUCUCUCCCUGCCCUCCCGGGGCUGCCAGCCCUGAGUUGUCCAACCCCGUCGCUUCCCUGCCUGCACCGCCGACUCCGCUCUCGGCCUGUCACCUUGCCCUCGCCGGGGGCUCCCGCUGCCUGCGCCCGACGCUCAUCUGCCCGUGGGAGGAACAGGCUCAGCUCCCUUACGACAGAGAUGUUGCUGCGAUGAGGACAUCUCUUUGCCUCCUUUGUGGCCUGGCGUUGGCCUCCUGCCUGCCGUAGGAUGAGGGCAGCCGCAGUGUGAUGCUUCUGCCUGCAUCCUCAUGCCUCCACAUGCCAGCUCCUGCCGGGUCCAGCUGGUCUUUCACACCUGGACCUUGCUCCGUGCCAAACUGGCUGCCCUCGAGCCUUCCCCGGGCCCUGCAGUGCCAUCGCUCAACGCAGCAGCCGGAGCUGUCAGAGCCUCGUCAGGUCAGAAGCUGCUGGAGGAGCACCCAUGUGCCUGGCAGCGCUACCCCCCCCACCCCGGGACCAUCUCCUGCGUGGGGUGGCCCGGCUCGGGGCGGCAGGGAUGGAAGGGACCCUCACACCGUGCCUUGCCCUUCAUCGGGCUGCCUGUGCCUCUCUCUCCGCCCCGUGGGUACAGGUGGCGGGACCAGCCGAGCAGCCUCCCGGGGCCCUCAUGGACACGUAAUAAACCGCUGGCUUCUGCA